This is a messenger RNA of Durio zibethinus, 971 nucleotides long. RefSeq names its product SIN3 associated polypeptide P18 (gene SAP18). Gene Ontology annotation, molecular function: transcription corepressor activity; transcription factor binding. NCBI's taxonomy places the organism in Eukaryota, Viridiplantae, Streptophyta, Magnoliopsida, Malvales, Malvaceae. Gene Ontology annotation, cellular component: nucleus. The record is from RefSeq and is a predicted model, not a curated record. Gene Ontology annotation, biological process: negative regulation of DNA-templated transcription.
UAGCCUUACAGAGUCAGAUAGUGUCUGUAAUUUCAUUUUCAUCGGCUGAAAAAAGGUGACAUGACCGCGGCGCGGCGUUACUUAUUUAUAAUCGGAGCAGGAACUAGGAAGCACAUACUGCGAACAGAAACUUCUGGGGAGAGAAAGAAAGAUGGCGGGAGCAGCAGAGGCACAAAAACGCCAGAGCGGGAGACCACUCCCACCUUCGGCGAGAGGUCUUCCUCCUCCCCCACGCCCUCGCUUUGAGCCGGUUGAUCGCGAAAAGACAUGUCCUCUAUUGCUUCGAGUUUUCACUAAGAUUGGUGGUCAUCAUUCUAAAGAAGAUUUUGCGGUGAGAGGCAAGGAGCCCAAGGAUGAGGUUCAGAUUUAUACAUGGAAGGAUGCUACACUUCGCGAGUUAACUGACCUGGUGAAGGAGGUAGCUCCAGCUGCAAGGAGAAGAGAUGCAAGACUGUCCUUUGCAUUUGUAUAUCCUGACAAGAAUGGACGUUUUGUGGUGAGAGAGGUUGGCAAGACCUUUUCUUAUGGUAAUGGGAGGCGAUUAGAUGACAGCAAAACCUUAGGUGAACUUAGCUUUGAGAUUGGAGAUUACUUAGACGUGGCUAUUAUGUGAAAGAAGGCUUAGCUUGAGAUUGGAGAUUACGUAGACGUGGCUAGUAUGUGAGAAGGUUUCAUCUGUCUGACAUGUAUGAGACAGUUAACAUAGUUGAGUUGACAUGGGAAUUGGAAAUGGUGCAAUAUAUUUCCUUCCAAAUUUAUCCCAUCAGAAUUCAUCAAGAUGAUGUAAGAGUUGUGUAGUGUUAGAAAGGGACAACCUUUUAUGGUGCAUCGUUGCUGCUCCAAUCUUGAAUUGUUAAUCCUUGGUAAAAUUCAUUAAUGCAGCUUGAGAUGCCUGGGUAGCAUAUUUGAACCCUUGUGGUAGUAUUGAAAUGUCAAAAUUUAUUGCUGGUAUUUAAGCUUUGAUGGUGGUU